Molecule: messenger RNA, 2259 nt
Organism: Adineta ricciae
Lineage: Eukaryota; Metazoa; Rotifera; Eurotatoria; Adinetida; Adinetidae
Source: the annotation of a GenBank genome assembly
AUGGUUAAUAAUUGGUUGUCUAUCAUAGUUUUUACUAUAUGUUUCGCAGCGAUCUAUUCGGCAGUGAUUCAAUCAAAUCAUCAUCAACAUAAGAAUGUUCAGAGGAGAUCAUGGAAUGAAGCCAUUAAAUUAGCGAAGGAUUUUGUUGCACAACUGUCAUUAGAAGAGAAAUGUAACAUGACUGCAGGUGUUCCUGGUCCAUGUGCUGGCACUGUUUAUCCAGUAUCGCGAUUAAAUUUUCAUGGAAUGUGUUUUCAAGAUUCGCCAUCGGGUGUUGGUGACGGUGUACAAUUCGCAACUGCAUUCGCGCCGGGUAUACAAAUAGCCGCCACGUGGGAUCGAGAUCUUUUCUAUCGACGUGCUGUCGCAAUCGGCAAAGAAUUUCGAGGUAAAGGUGUUCAUUUUGCUCUAGGUCCAAUGAUGAAUAUCGACCGCAAUGCUCUCCAUGGUCGUAAUUGGGAAGGCUUCGGUGCUGAUCCGUACCUUUCGGGCGAAAACUCCUUCUUUUACGUCCAAGGUAUUCAAGAUCAAGGUGUCGUAGCAACUGCUAAACAUUAUAUUUGUAAUGAACAAGAAACCAACCGUUUCUAUGGUCUCAGUGAUAAUUUACUCACAACUGGUGAGAUUAAUUCCCAAGGUUACUCAGCAAAUCUUGAUGAUAAAACCAUUCACGAAAUCUAUCUUUGGCCAUUCGCAGCAAGUGUUGCUGCCGGUGCUGGUUCUAUCAUGUGUUCAUACAAUCAAGUCAAUGGCACGCAAGCAUGCCAGAAUGAUAAAACAUUAAACGGUUUGUUAAAAGGUGAACUUGGAUUUCAAGGUAAUGUGAUGUCAGAUUGGGGUGCGACGAAAACUGGUGUACCAUCUGCUCUGGGAGGAUUGGAUAUUGAAAUGCCAGGUGGUGACAAUUUUCUCGGCUUUUCUCUUGUACAAGCGGUGAAAAGUGGUUCAAUUAGUGAAGAAAGAAUUAACGAUAUGAUCGUUCGAGUGAUCGCACCUUAUUACCUACUUGGACAAGAUCAAGAUUUCCCGACACUAGAUUUAGAUCGCGAUGCUACUGAAGAUAACUAUAGAAUUAAUCGAGAGAUUGGUACUGCUGGUAUUAUCCUAUUGAAAAAUACGAAUAACGUUUUACCAUUCACUGUUACUCAAGAUAAAUAUUAUUCUGUUUUUGGUUCAGCUGCAGGUCAAUUUAACGAUGGACUUGGUCCAUGGGGAUCCGAUGAAGGAUUCAAUGGUGCACUAUAUCAAGGUGGUGGUUCGGGUUACGUUCGACCCACUUAUGGCAUUGAUCCUCUUACUUCACUGCUAAUCAGAGCUCGAGAGUCGCAUAUACAAAUUCAAUAUGUUACCAACCAGAACGAUUACAAUGCGAUCAACAAUUCGUUUAACGUUCGUGGUUUUCAAAAUGCUAAAUGUCUAGUGUUCGUUAAUGCUUGGUCCACUGAAGGACGAGAUCGAUACAAUCUUCAUGCUUUUAACGAUGGAGAUAAAUUAGUUCAAACAGUUGCUUCUCGUUGUACGAAUACGAUCGUUAUUGUAAAUAGUGUUUCUCAAUUGAAUAUCGAAGCAUGGAUUGAUCAUCCCAAUGUUGUGGGUGUCGUUUGGUCUGGUCUACCGGGAUCGGAAUAUGGACCAGCCAUCGUCGAUGUCCUCUUUGGAGAUUAUAAUCCAGGUGGUAAACUUGUUUUUACUUUAGCAAGAAAUGAUUCAGAUUUUGGCACAAAUAUUACUGAAUCCUAUAAUUCCAAUUAUACCGAAGGCGUCUUCCUGGACUAUCGUCAUUUUGAUAAAAAUAAUAUCACUCCACGAUUCGCUUUUGGUUAUGGUUUAUCAUAUACAACAUUCUUAUUCUCACAACUUGAUAUAUCAAAGGUUUCUAACAGUAAACAAUCAGCUUAUCGUCAACGUCGCAUACGACCAUAUUCCAAUAUGCGCACUGCUAAAUUGUAUCAACCUGUAUAUGACGUGACAUUUACAGUUACCAAUACUGGUAAACGUGAUGGUUCCGAAGUACCUCAACUUUAUCUUGGUUUUCCUGGUGAAGCUGAACAACCACCGAAAGUAUUACGUGGCUUUGAACGAGUCUAUUUAGCUGCUGGUGAAUCCAAACAAGUCACACUAACAUUGACACAGAAAGAUAUUUCAUACUGGAAUGUUGUCAAUCAAAAAUGGACAACAGCACCUGGUACUUAUAAUUUUUGGAUUGCAACAUCUGCUGAUAAAAAUGACGUUAAACUACAAGGCAGUUUCAAUAUUUAA